Messenger RNA from Solenopsis invicta (red fire ant), 1906 nucleotides. RefSeq names its product CWF19-like protein 1. Gene Ontology annotation, molecular function: RNA lariat debranching enzyme activator activity. Lineage: Eukaryota; Metazoa; Arthropoda; Insecta; Hymenoptera; Formicidae. The record is from RefSeq and is a predicted model, not a curated record. Gene Ontology annotation, biological process: mRNA splicing, via spliceosome. Bases 234 to 1796 code for a protein of 520 amino acids. Gene Ontology annotation, cellular component: post-mRNA release spliceosomal complex. The transcript has 3 exons.
AUGAUUUUCACUCAAUCAGAAUAAAAACAUGCGGCGAAAGUACUUCGGUAUGUAAUUGAGAUACUUCAAAAAAGUGUUUUACAAAACAAUAAUGAAUACAGUAUUUUAGAAAAAUAGCAAAUAGAUACAGAAAUAAGUGAAAGCUAUUUUCUAAAACAAUUUGAAAAUGUCUAAAAAUCAAUGAAACAUCGUUAAUUGUUAUUGACACAAAAAUCAAAAUUGUAUUGUCAAACAUGAGUGACAAGCAGAAAGUUCUCAUUUGCGGUGACGUGGAAGGGCAUUUUAAGUUCCUCUUCUCCAAAGUAGAAGCUAUCAACAAGAAAAGCGGUCCAUUCGAUUUUUUGUUAUGUAUCGGCAAUUUCUUCGGCGAGGACAACUCCGAAUUGGAGUUGUACAAGUCCGACAAGAAAGCCAUCCCCGUACCGACGUACAUUAUCGGUCCCAAUCGGGAGUCGAAUCUGAAGGACUAUCCCGAUGAGGAUGGAUACGAGAUAUGUCAGAAUCUCACAUAUCUCGGAAAGCGUGGUCUGUACAUUGCUAGUUCUGGUCUCAAAAUAGCGUAUCUCAGUGGAAUUGAGAAAGCCUCGCCAGAGAGCAACGCUAUUCACUUCGACGAGAACGAUGUUAUGUCUGUCAGGAACAGUUGCUUGAAGGGCCAACCAAGUUUUCGUGGCGUUGACAUUUUGUUGACUUCCCCCUGGCCAGAAGGCGUCACCAAUCUCGACGCUAACAAGCCGGAAUGCAAGUACGAGGGUUCCAAGUUAAUCGCCUGGCUUGCUACUCACAUUAAACCUAGGUACCAUGUUUCAGCCUUGGAAGGGAUUUAUUACGAACGAUCUCCGUAUCGAAAUCAAAGCCAGGGUGACGGAAAUAUAGAAAUAGCCACUAGAUUCAUAGCUCUUGCGCCAAUAUUGAAUGAACAGAAGAAGAAAUGGCUGUAUGCAUUAAAUUUAACUCCUGUUGAUAGAACCAGGCUGUCAGAUCUAGUUAUGCAAACAACAGAUGAGACAUCAAGUCCAUAUCCCAAAUCUAUGCUGUCUGAUGAUCCAGCUUCGCAAAAGCAGGUCCACACGCAAUUCUUCUAUGACAUGGAUUCAAAAGAUACUGGAAAGAGGUCGUGGCAUCAGAACAGUGGUUCCAAGAAGGCAAAGCAAGAAUUUGACCAGUCAAAAUGUUGGUUCUGUUUAUCCAGUCCAGUGGUAUCCAAGCACCUGGUGAUCUCUGUCGGCACAGAGAUCUACUUGGCACUGGCAAAGGGUGGUCUGAUAGAGGAUCAUUUCUUAAUUCUACCAGUAACGCAUCAUCAGAGCCUGUCGAUUCUACCGAAAGAUGUGAAGGAAGAGAUGGAUCUCUACAAGAAAGCUGUGACCAAAUACUACGAGAGUACCGACAGAGUACCCGUGUUUUUCGAGAGAAACUUCAAAACGUCUCACUGUCAAUUGCAAGCGGUACCUGUUCAUAAAAAUCAAGCACCCGCAUUAAAGGAAAUGUUUGAGGAACUGGCCGAAUGUAACAAUUUCAAAAUGUCGGAGCUGCCAUCACACACAGAUUUGCAGCAGGUCGCUAAUCCAGGCGUUCUCUAUUUUUAUGUAGAAUUACCGGAUGGAGGAAUUUUAUAUUAUAGGAUCAAGAAAGACUUCCCCUUACAAUUCGGCAGAGAAGUAUUAGCGUCCGACAGAAUAUUGGAUCUCAACGACAGAUCCGACUGGAAAGAUUGUCAUAUGAGCCAGGAGGAAGAGACUGAAUUAGCAAAGAAAAUUAGAAAACAAUUUGCACCAUUCGACAUAGAUACUUGAAAAUAUUCAUAUUAUUCAUGUUUUAUAAGCAUAAUAUACGUACAUUAGUGUAUAUAUCUCUGUAGAAUAUGUAAUUGUAAUUAAACUUUUAUGUAACUUAUUUUCUUUAA